Molecule: messenger RNA, 4913 nt
Organism: Clarias gariepinus (North African catfish)
Lineage: Eukaryota; Metazoa; Chordata; Actinopteri; Siluriformes; Clariidae
Gene: snx29
Product: sorting nexin 29
Exons: 21
Coding region: 697-3060 (787 amino acids)
Molecular function (GO): phosphatidylinositol binding
Source: RefSeq, a predicted model, not a curated record
AUUCCACAUCUUAUGCAGAAUUAAAACUUAAAUAAUGAAGAAUAGGGUAUGAGCUCUUUUUUUUUCUUCUAAAUUCAUAAUAAUAUUGUGGAUUAAAGUGUUAAUUUUAAACAAUGUUAAAAUGUAAAUCCGAGUCUAAAUUUAAUCGCAUGCUGGAUACUAAAUGCAUUUCUGUUAACAUUAUAAUGCACUAAAUAGUGUGUAGUAAAAAGCAUUGCUAUAGGCAUAAGGACGCCAUUAGGCAGAGACACCGCGGUCACAUGACCCACAGACCGGGUCACGUGACUAAUAAAGGUGGAAACGCUGUGUAGUGUUGGUGUUUAGCUUAGCAUUAGCACUUUGCUCGCAAAGUGGCUCGUGGAUGUUUUAGUACAGCACGUAAUGAGUGCUUUUCUGCUGAGUGUUUAAUGAAACACUGGUUGGUGUAAUAUAUUUGUAGAAAGGAGAAUAGAGAGUGUGUGCAGGCCUUUGUUUUUGGCUAGUCAGUCAGUCUGCUUGUCCUCCUCCUCCUGACUGUGGGCUCCAUCGAUGGCAGUGGCAACAACUUCAUCUAACGCCAGCGUUAAAAUUGAAAGUGUAGUUUACUAAAUCAGGCUCUGAGCACCGUUUGGAGUAAAACCUUCGUCCUUGAGGAAGGAAACCUGUCUUCAUGCCGUAUAACCAGAGGAACGGAUCAGCCUGGGGUAGACUGACAGAAUGAACGGCACACAACAACAUGACAUGAAAAGACAAAACCUUCUGGAAAGAUUGCUGGAUGCAGUUAAACAGUGCCAAAUUCGCUUUGGUGGAAGGAAGGAGAUUGCCUCAGACUCUGACAGCAGAGUCAUCUGCUUGUGUGCCCAGUUUGAGGCUGUACUUCAGCAUGGCCUGAGGAAGAGUCGAGGCCUGGCGCUCACCGCUGCCGCCAUAAAACAGGUUGCUGGCUUUACCAGCAAGACCGAAGGAGAUCUGACAUUCUGGUUCUAUGUGAAAGAGCACCUGAACCGCCACGAGCUGCAGCGUUUCUACUCUCUAAGGAACAUCUGGUCUGAGCUGGGCCGAGGCAGGGCAUGGCUGCGCUGUUCCCUGAACGAGCACUCUCUGGAGCGUUACCUCCACAUGCUGCUGGCUGACCGCCCUCGUCUGAGCGCCUUCUAUGAAGAUUGGGCUUUUAUCCUUGAUGAGGAGAGGGCCAGUAUGCUUCCCACCAUGGCUGCAGGACUGAAUUCCAUCCUGUUUGCCAUAAACAUUGACAACACUGAUCUGAAUGGUCAGGCACGCACAGGAGCGUCUGUCUCACUCCUGCUGAAAGAGUCCACACAAGGAAUGAGCAGUCUGUGGAAGGAGUCGGCACAGGGUGUCAGCACUCUGCUCAGAGAGAUCGGCACUGCUACUGCCGUGGUACCUGGUUUUGCACCACGCUCAGACUGUCCCUCUGAUCCCUUGCCUGUGCUGCCCCGGAGCACAUCUGCAGACUCUGGUUUAAGAAAAGAGCGCAGGAGGAAGAAGAAAAUCACUAACAUAAUUUCAUUUGAUGAUGAUCUGGACGUGGGAGCGGAGGAUGAAGACGAGGGCUGUGUGGGCGUCACGAGGAGUCUGAGGAAGAGUACGACGGGUGAUGUAAACUCUGAGGAAGCUCUCGAGACUUGUGAGUCGCCCCCCUUGCAGAACGGGCUGCCUGAGCCAGAGCAUGGCAUCAUUAGUUGGGCUGAAACUCCUCCACAGAACGGCAUUCUUCUUGACACCAAGAGCACUGACCAUGACGAAGAUGACGAGGAAGAUUUUUACAGCAAGAGCCGGCCAGAGCCUCAGGAGGACCACACGACUGGGGAACAGGUCGUAAUUGGGAGCUUGUCCAGUGUUUCGACUUGGAGCCCCAGGCCGGUCAUUACAGAGGCCGACAAUGACAGCACAGACAUCCUUAUCCCUGUAUCUAAAGUGGAGACCUACAGCCCGAAAGUUGACAGCUCUGUCGAGACGAUAGGAUUUCACGAGCAAACAGAGAGCUCAAGUCCAACCACUGACACUGAAAAAACAAAAGCUGAGCCAGAGUUCAGCAUGGAAUCCAGCUUGUUGCCCCAGAAUGCCUCUGUGGCCAGUGUAGUCUCCAGUCCUGGCCUGUCUGACUCUAUGACUAUGACCGAACUACGUCAAGCUAUUGUGGCCAUGAUGAACCGGAAGGAUGAGCUCACUGAGCAGAACAUGUCUCUGCGCAGUCUGCUGGAUGGAGAGAUGGAACACUCAUCUGGGCUGCGGCUCGAGGUUGACAGUCUAAAGAAAAAGCUGGCUGACCUGGAAGAGAGGCACACUGCCAAAGUUCAGGCCCUUGGGAGGGAAAACGAAGUGCUGAAGGUCCAGCUGAAGAAAUAUGUGGGUGCUGUCCAGAUGCUGAAGAGAGAAGGCAACCAGAGCGUUGACUCUCUCCCUAUGCUGAGGCAAUGUGAAGGCUCUGCUCCUGCUGUGCAGCACAGGUCAGUUGCAGAUGUGGAAGAACUGGCAGCUAGCUAUGAGCGUAAGCUCAUCGAGGUGGCUGAGAUGCAUGGUGAGCUAAUUGAAUUCAAUGAAAGGCUGUAUCGUUCACUAAUGGCUAAAGACAACCUGAUUGGCCAGAUGAGACAGGAGCUUAUCGACCUUCGAGGCCCAGUUCCUGGAGACCUGAGUCAGACCUCUGAUGAUCCCAGUCUAUCCGACUUUGAGACAGCUCACCGUGCUCUCGUGAACGUCUGGAUCCCCUCUGUCUUUCUGCAAGGCCGGGCUGCCAAUGCCUAUCACGUCUACCAGGUGUACAUCAGGAUCUUGGAUAACGAAUGGAACGUCUACCGACGUUAUGCAGAAUUUAGAGCGCUCCACAAUCACCUGCGAGGCAGGUUCCCUUUAGUCGACACUUUCAGCUUCCCUCCCAAAAAAGCCAUUGGAAACAAGGAUGCCAAGUUUGUGGAGGAAAGAAGGAAGCACCUGCAGUGUUACCUGCGCAUGGUGAUGAACAAGCUCAUCCAGACACUGCCUGAGUUUACUGCCUGCCCCACCAAGGAAACACUUCUGCAGCUGCUGCCUUUCUGCCAAGAACUGCAUUCAGUCUAACUGAGACGAACUUAAUCAUGCAGCAAGACAAUGACCUAAAUCCCAGUGCCAACACAACAUCAGAGGAAACACUGGAAGCUUUUAGACCGGCCAAGUCUCAGACCUUGAAAGGCUUGACAGAAUGAGAAUGCAACACUACGAUGAUGGCAGAGGAUUGCCAGCUUGAUGCUGUUUUUGCAAGCAACGUACAGAAUAUGAAACAUAAAUGUUGUUGUUUUUAUUUUACUUAAGAGUUUAAGAGUUAUGUUUAUUUAUUUAUUUUCUCACCUUAACAUUGGGUGGUCUGGGAUGUUUUAAGUUGUUUAACACAUCAGGAUGUCCAUAUUGGUACUGUAAACUUAAGCUUAGAUUCUGAUAUUGUCUCAUUCAUUGUCUCAUCCAAACCUAAGUGUCUUCAGUUUACAGCAGAAAUAAAAGUUUUGACCCUGCUGUUGCAGUACUUUCAAAGGGGACUGUAUCUGCAUAAAUGGCUAAAUUGUAUUUAUUACAUCAUAUUUCAAUAUAAUUGUAUCUUUCUCUUUUCUGACUGUUAUAAUUUUAUCAUAUACAAUCCAUCAUCCUGUAUACAGAGAACAGAAAUAUCCUAUAUUUAGUAUCUGUUGUUUCCCCAAUUACACUUGCUAAUUCGGCAUGCUGUUUCAGAGCCAACACUUGGCUCAUCCAUCUAUCAGCUUCACCAUUUUUUCUCACGCUGCAUAUCACUGAAUUACUGUCAGUCCACUGAGUCUCAGCCAGCUCCAAUUACAAACAGGAGAUUAAUGAAAAAAUGUUCCUCCCUCUCAUCAAAAUGAUCAGGAUGAAUUCAUCGGGAAUCCUUGGCACAGCUUUGAAAAUGACGAGCUAAUUUAAUGGCUUUCAGCUUGAUGUAAUUUGUGUGUUGAGCCAAAUGAGGCGUUGAUGGGUCCAGCUGGGAUGUGAAGGAGGUGAGGGUUGAAAAUUAUGGGAGGCUUUUUAUUGGGGGUUCGGAUGGUGGUGGUGGUGUUUUGCAUUAAAAUUGGGUCACAGCCUGCAGAAGGAAUUGUCUGGAAUAUGAUUCUGCGCUGUUGAUACAGUACGGAGGUUAUAGAUUUAUUUAUUUUUAGCUGUCCCUUUAAUGCAGGUUUAUAAAUGUCUAAUUAGAAAGAGACAUUGUUUAUACUUUGGUUAGUUAAAUAAUGUAUUAUGACUGUAUCAUGUGUAAUAAUAAUAAUGAGCUGGAUUUGACUUCCAGUCAUCAUUGAGGGCUCACAGUUCAACCAAUUCACUCACCCUUAUGCCCUGUACAUGGGGGUCAUCAUGAACGGAAUCAUUUUCAUUAUGAUAGAACUGUUUCAUCAGGAGCUGAUCAGUCAGAAUACCUUUUUGUAUUUAUUUGCAUGGAUGCCUUCUCCUAGCAGCAUUACUGCUGUCUUUAAAUACAGGCCUUGUAUUCAAAACGUGUAAAGGGGCGUCAGGUCUGAGACAGUCAUUUAUUUAUUGGUUUUUUCCAUCUCACCCCUCCUCCACACUGUACUGAAAUUCUUUCUUCUGCCAGCUAAAUGCUUUUUGUCAUACAUAUGUAUUAGUAUUAUUUCUGUCUUUACUUUGUCCCCUGAAUGUGAAACUGCUUAAAUUCUAUUUAUUUUUAGCAAUUUUUAGACAAGAUGGUUGUUGUCGCACCCUCUUUUAGGGAACAAAGUGUGAUGCAUUUAUAAAAUGAAAAACACUCAGACUUGAUGCAUGAGUUCAGAAUUGUUACUGAGAGGAAAGAAGCAGGUGAUAUACUGGGUCACGUCCACAUCCAGUAUACAGUACGCUUUUUCCCAGUACUUUUAGAUCUGGAAAAGAAACUUGAAUUUACCACAAACUUACUUGCAGUUGUAGAUGUUGUAUUU